AUGGCACCCCCAGAGCCCCUGCAUUUCUGUCUUUCCGUGGCUUCUGCUUGGCUACCACUCGGGUGGAGAGUUGCGAGGAAGGCAGGGCUACUCAGGCAAGCCAAAGGCGACGGGGGGGACCUGGUUCUCUUGAGUCUGCAUUUGCGGCUUGCCAGGCACCGUGGCACUGGCACCCCCCCGCGGUUAAGGGAAGAAGAAACAAUGACAGAAUUGGCGUGUCGAUCUUUUCAGUCUUUUCCCUGCCCAGGGAGCACCCCUCCGCGCGAGGUUCAAGGAUCGACAUUGUAUCCGUACGAAUACCAACUUACCGACCUCUCUUUCUCUAGGUAUUUCCCGUUUCCCUGCUGUCACGCCUCUGUCAGUUAUUUCAACCACACCUUUGGAGUCUCGACGACAAAGGGGGCAGCGAUUCGCUCGGGAAAAGAUGUGCAAGAGUGGUCGGCGACCAUCUUCCACCUCACCUUGCAGCGACUAAUCUCGGAUGGCUUUUCGUCCGAGAACGUGAACAUCAUCUCCAUGCCUGCUCCCCUGUCACCCAUGCCCUUGUCUGUCUUGGACUCCGACUCCGAUUCCGAUCUUUAG
Messenger RNA from Colletotrichum costaricense, 582 nucleotides. RefSeq lists its product as uncharacterized. Lineage: Eukaryota; Fungi; Ascomycota; Sordariomycetes; Glomerellales; Glomerellaceae. Bases 1 to 582 code for a protein of 193 amino acids. The record is from RefSeq and is a predicted model, not a curated record. The transcript has a single exon.